Quercus lobata is the source of this 1562-nucleotide messenger RNA. Its product is annotated as gibberellic acid methyltransferase 2-like. The coding region runs from base 90 to 1307 and encodes 405 amino acids. NCBI's taxonomy places the organism in Eukaryota, Viridiplantae, Streptophyta, Magnoliopsida, Fagales, Fagaceae. The transcript is spliced from 3 exons. Gene Ontology annotation, molecular function: methyltransferase activity. The record is from RefSeq and is a predicted model, not a curated record.
UAUUUACUUAUAGCUUAAGAUAUAGUCAUUGGUAUCGAUUUUCAAGAAUCUGUAGUUGUUUUACACUCCCGGUAAGAAGAUUGAAGAAGAUGGAAUUGUCGAGACCAAUGACCAUAUCCACCACUAGUCCUAGAGAGGGUUUAGAGACAAACUACGAGGAGCACAAGCAGAAAUGGGCAGGAGGGCUUCAAAGGGUUUUAUGUAUGCAAGGUGGAGAUGAUGAUGGCAGCUAUGCCAAGAAUUCAGAAGCUCCAGCAUCUGCAAUCACCUUAUCUAAGCCAUUGCUCUUAACAGCUAUACAAUCACUGAAUUUGAAACUUUUCUCUAGGAUAGAGGAGGAAAAGGAUUGUUGUAUAAGGAUUGCUGACUUGGGUUGCGCAACUGGGUACAACACCUUGGCCACAAUUGACAUGGUUGUUGAGUGCCUGAGAAAGAAAUACAUCCAUGAGUGUGGCGUUGAGCCAGAGUUUGAGGCCUUCUUCUCUGAUCUCCCUUCAAAUGAUUUCAACUCUUUAUUCAGAUCACUGCCUGCGGCCACAACAAGGCACUAUUAUGCUGCAGGUGUGCCUGGAUCCUUCUAUGGUCGACUUUUUCCUAAGAGAAAGCUUCAUGUUGUGGUUAGCUUAAGUGCUUUAAACUGGCUCUCCCAGGUACCAGAUGCAGUACUAGAUAAGAGAUCAGCAGCUUGGAAUAAAGGAAGAGCGUGGAUCAAUGGAGCGAAGAAAGAGGUAGUUGAAGCAUAUGCAAAGCAAUCAGAAGAGGAUCUGGAGAACUUUUUAAGAUGCCGGAAAGAGGAGAUUGUUCAUGGAGGAAUGCUGUUUAUGCUAAUGGGAGGAAGGCCUGGAUUCCAGCAUCCUGAGAAUCAAUUAGGGGAUCCUGACUCGAGUGCCAAGCACCCUUUUGCCACUUCCAUGGAUCAAGCUUGGCAAGACCUAUUAAAAAUGGGUUUGAUAGACGAAGAGACGAGAGACGGGUUCAAUAUUCCGGCAUAUAUGAGAAGCAUGGAGGAGGUGGAGGUGGCAAUAAAGAGGUGCGGUGGUUUUGAGAUACAAAAGAUGGAGUACCAUAAAAUAAUGGAGCAUUCAGAAGAGAAGCAUAAGGAGUGGAUCAGGGAUCCGGUUUCCUAUGGGAGAGCCAAAACCAACAUGGUCCGUGCCGCUUUGAGGCCCAUAGCUGAGGCCCACCUUGGUCCCAACAUCUCUGAGGAGUUGUUCAAGUGUUAUGAAAAACAGGUUUCUUCUGAUAUUACCCUCCUCCAUAAGACUGGUUUCUAUGGUGCUAUUGCUGCCUGUCUAAUUAGAAUGUGAGAAUAAUUAGCUAUCCCCUCGGUAAGACUUGGGUAUAGUUUCUUAAGGGAAGUAUAUUAGGUUUUCUAAUUAUAUUUAGACAUAUAGUUAGAAAACAUGUGUAUUGUAUAAUUUUGUUUUAGAAAAUGUUUCGACUUCAAAAGACCAAUCGAUGCCACCUACAUGGUCCUAUAUUCAAUAAUAAACCAUGACAUUCCAUCUGUAUAAAUAAAAAAUAUACAUUUUGUAAACUAUAUGAUAAAAAUUGAGACCUUG